AUGAACAAAUACGGCUUCGAUAGUAUCACGAGAGACCCCACGAAGGCCAUAACUAGUCGCAAUGGACCAACCCCGCAAAAACCAGAACUUCCAGACUCUCCCUUGGACCGGAAAGUUUUGGCGUAUGCCUCCAAGGAGCUUCCCGAAAAGGUCCUCUACCACUCGCUUAGGGUCUAUCUCUACUCAGUUGCAAUAAUCAAUGAUUAUUUUCGCGAGUGGAAUUUGGACAAGACUGUUCUAUUUGCGACUUGCUUGCUUCAUGAUAUUGGAACUACAGAAAAGAAUAUGGCAGCUACAAAGAUGUCCUUUGAGUUUUACGGUGGCUUUAUAGCAAAAGAAUUCAUUGAGGAAGAAGCCAAGGAUAAGACUUUUGCGGAAGCAGUGUGUGAAGCCGUCAUUCGUCACCAAGACAUUGGCGAUAGUGGAAACAUCACAACAUUAGGAUUAAUCCUUCAGAUAGCCACCAUCUUGGAUAAUGUGGGCAAGCAUACUCAAUACAUCCACCCUGAAACGUUGAAUUAUGUCAACAAAAAGUACAGUCGCGAGGGUUGGUUAGCUUGUUUUGCUGCCUCGACAGAUAACGAAAAUGCCAAGAAGCCAUGGGGCCAUACAAGCAAGCUUGGAGUUCCUGAUUUCAGCGAGGCGAUUCUCGCCAAUCCGUUGGCCUCAAGCUGGAGAAAAGAUUAUGCCAAAAUGCCUGAUUUGCCAUCGGUAUCUGGUAUAGUGACACAUUUUUACAAGAUUGCUCAUCUACAACUGCUAGAGGUCCAUAUUUACACUGCGACAGAUCCAACUCAAGAUCAACUCUUACUAGAGCUCGAGCUUCAUAUACGAGACCAGCAUCCUCGAAUUUUGUUGACAUACUACAACAAAUGUCUAUAUCAAUUCAAGCUAGGGCAUAUCGAGGCAGGGGUGGAUUUGCUCAAGCCAGGGGACACUUCUAGUGCUAAUCAUGGCCGACUUGAUGAACUAUACCCGAAGCUCACUUUCAAAAGAGAGUUUACGGUAAAUGCAGCCUCGCUUGCAAAACCUUCCAAGGGUCUGUCAAGUCAGGGUACAAAUAAAAAAGAUUCAGAGCCACUAGAUGAUCAAUUGGCUUUUGUCAGCCUCACUUUCUUCAAGGCAGUAAAGAAGAUGAUUGUUUUCAACUUAUGUCAAAAUUCAAAUAACUACUUGUUUGGCAACUACUUGGCGAGCCAAAUACAAGGUGAUAGCAGUCGACUCACGGUUAUACAGAUUGAUCCUGUCGUAUUGGAGAAUGGAGAUUUAAUUGUGUCUCUAUUCCAAACAAAUCGUUUAGAUCUUUGGUUCUCAAGUGUUAUACAAUUGAGUGCUUCGUCGAUGAGUUUGACAAAAAAUUUCGUCAUCUAUGUGAUACCAUCUGGCCUACGUUGCCAUUUGUAUGACACUUCCGAUUAUCAUCUGACAUUCACUCUCAGUCCUCCGAAAUCGAGCAGCAAUCUCCUUCGACUCUUGAAGCUAAGUACUGGAAUUGACCUAUCAAAAAGAGAAGAAAUACUCUGGGCCAAAUUGAUCCCUAAUCUUCAACACUUGAACAAUCAAACCUCGAACAUCUCACACUUUAUACAUGAAGUUGAUAACAAGAAAUUCAUCUUGUGGCCUUGGGAACUUUGUCUUCUACAGUUUGGAGAUGAGAGCACAAGCGAAACGGCCCUAGCUUCACCCUCGUGUAACACCGAUCCUAUGGAUCUUUUGAAUCGCUUCAUGGAUUUCAGUAUCGCCUCCAAAGAGAGACACUUGCAUUCAAAAGGCGAAUCAUUUCUGCCAGAUGUGCCGAUAUCUACUGCUCCGCAGUUUUCUCAAAACUCGUCUGCUAAUGGGGUCAGCCCCAUUUCGACUGGUAAAAGUUCUGGGAAUGCUGCUUUCAUGGACGACACUUCUGUGAAACUUGAAACACCAGUCAUGUCGAUGACUGAUGACCUUUCCUAUCAGGACUUCCAUCAGACUCCAUCUGCAAACUCUGUUAAACCAGAGUUAUCGGACGUUCCAAAGUGGAAUGAGGAAAGACUGGAGACCCGUGAAGCAGCUGCAAGCGAGAAGUUCCACUCAGAUUUGCCAAAAGUAAAAAUUUUGGGUGACAACGAAAAAGAGGGUGAAAACGUCGGUGAUGACGACGAUGAUGAUGAUCUUUUUGGUGAGAGCUCUGGGUCAGAGGUCAACGAUGAAAAUGUUGCUAAACCAAAUGCAAAGAGUGACCUUCUUGUGACUGAUGCUGAUUCUAAUCCAAUAGUGUCUAAGCUUAGUGACGCAGAGGAGUUGUCAGCUAAUCAUGUUGCAAAAGAAGGCGCUGAUUCGGCCUACAACCGUGUUUCAACGCCAGGAUUAGACUCCCCAUCAACAUUUGUGAAUAUACCUCGAGACCAGAUGAUAUCUGACAAGGAUAUUGGCUCCUACAAAGACCCUGGUGCCCCUCUACCGAUCAUUCCAACGCCUGUUGUCCCGGCUAGUGCGGUCUUCACACCUUCAAUAUCUGCAUCGGAAAAAAGCUUCUUCAAAAGGGAAAAAAGACCUACGAAUGAUCGACCACCAGAAAAUGCUGCUGUCAAGGAAGGUACAGGGUACGUCUUUUCACCCAUCAGAUUCAACCCUGUCAUCAAAAGUAGCAUUGAUACGAAAUACGGAAAAGGUGGAAAGUUUUACGUCGAACAUGAUGAAGCAUCCGAUCCUGAACAUCGAAACCGGCGUUUUCGUGAAACCAGUGUCAGUCAUGGGUCCCCACUUCAAUUUUCUAAUGAACUCGCAGCCAGGCAAAAUGAUAUGAGUAAAACUUCUGAAAGGAAGGCUAAGAAGCAACCUAUCGAAGGUAACCCUGAAGAAAACUCGAGUUUCACGAGCAAAGAACUCUCGGCUCCAAUUAAGGAUCAAGAGAUUGAUUUUGAGGUUCAGGAAGCUGCACAGUCUGGGAUGCCUGACCAUCAAGUUGGACGCCGCGUCGAAAAUGAAUACCCCCAGGACGGCUCUGCCAGUAUUGAUUGUCAUCCUUACCGUCGUUCACAUGGGAAGGAUGACGAUGACGAUCUUGGUGAAGAUGAUGAUGAUGAUGAUGAUGAUGCUAUGGAGGAUAGCAUGAAUGAAGAGGACGAAGAGGAAGACGAGGAAGAGAGUGAUGAGGAUGAGGAGUAUGGGAAUGAGGAUUUGGAUACAUCUCCUCUCAGGCUCAAUACUCUCAACCAAGACCCUACUAUUGUCGGUCAUAAUUCGUUAAAUGAAACAGUGCGUCCCUUUCCCCCAGCAAAUUCCAAUAUUGACAUGGCGCAACAAGACUUAUCUCCAUACCCUUCAGGGCACAGACAGUGGGGCGGCAAAGACGAGAUCCCUCCUGGGCCGGCUGGUCCGGUCCUCAUAAAUGAUCCGGUCACGCAAUCAUUGUCACCAUUACCCAUUUAUCCGAAUGAUACCAAAGAGGAGCUUGCAAUUAUCAGUAACGACUCAAAAGACAUCGACACAUCAAUUCCUGCAACAAGCGCAGGAAGCCCGGUUACAAGCACAUCGAGCGCUGUUGGGGAGUCCUCUAACUGUCUUCCGCUCAUUUUGAGGAGUAUAAAUGUCCUCACAAUUCCCCCGGUCUUCUUUUUGAGAAAAGAGCAAGAAAGCUGGGAUGCUGUUACCAUGCUGUCGGGAUUUGAUAUGGACGUUGUUGAAGAUUAUGAAAGCCUCGAUGUUGAGAGGUACCACGCACUCACGGUCAAAGGUAAGGAUCUAGCAGAAUUCCUUAAAUGGAUAACUUCAAAUCUUAUUUUUGAUUUCGGAAACUUCGAAGCACGACAUACUACUCGCUCAAAGAUAUCUGAGGAAGAUCAUUUUUAUCACGACGGGCCAUGUGUUGAGACAGAGCCAUCCGAGCUGAUGUUGAAGAUUUUUAAAAGUGUUUUUCCUCUCAGUCUUCGUGUUAGCCUUGAUGAAUUGCGAUUUGGAUAUUCCGAAACCAACAUUGAGUCAUCAAAGAAGAUCGACGAGAACACGGUCGAUAACCAUCUAGGGUUUUUGGGUCAGUUGAAUGAAGGUAACGAGAAUGAUCUGCCCGAUAUUAAAUCUAUUUUUUGGGAUAGUAUUUACCAUGAAAGCCCUGAAAAUGAAAGGAAUGCAGAGCUAUACACCAAGCAUUUAACUGAAGCUGAACAGAGAUGGAGUUCGCGGAAGAAUGAAGAUCAUGCUACCCUUCCUACCUCUGACGCAAAAGUGAAGAUUUUGAAGCCAAAUUCGGAAAUCAUCAAUAUUGAUUUUGUGGGUUUGAGAUUCUGGCGCUAUCUCAACCUCAAGCCUGUCAACCACGAACGAACAUUUCAGGUUCUUCUUAUUUCUCCAACGACGACGGGAGCAUUUGAUAACGAUGUUUUUGAACGGGGAAACCUUUCGUUUCUCAGCCUUUUGAAGAACAAUUACAAAAAUAAUCAUUUUGGGGAUAUAAAGAAACUAUCUUUGCUGGCUCCUGAGAAUAGAGCAGACCUUGAAGGAGUUUCGAACGGAACUAUCUUGUUGGAGCAAUCCGAAGCUGAAUGCGGUUACACAAAGUUCUAUCAUCGGUUGGGAAAAAGACUUCGUGCUUUAGCGGAGUUGAUCAAGUUAGAUCUUAUCAACAAGAAUAACAGAUUCGAUUUUGACAGGCCUUUGCUUCUUUUGUUCAUCAACUUUGAUGACACCAUAGGCUCGAUUUCACAGCUUUCGAAGAUAUGCAGAGACUUUCAGGCGUCUUUAAAUAUUCACCAACUCUCACUUGUCGAAGUUUUGUCUCAUGUGAUUCCUUGGCAGAGCAUCCUAAAGCUGGCUAACAACCGAAGGAGACUCAAAUAUUUAUCGAGCGCUGAGCUUACUAAUUUAUCGAUGAUGCUUUACAACAAGUGUCCGAAUAGCAGGAUGAGAUAUUCGACUCAAACGACUAGAGGGACUGCUGGCCUUUUCACAAGGUUGCUCAAAGAAAGACCGCAAAGCUUGAACUUCAAGGUUUCCAAUCGCAGGCUCUAUAAUGAUGAUGGUGCAACACUUGCCGAGGAUCUUUUUCUUCAUGUCGCUUAUGAGCGGUCCAUUGAUCGAAAAUGGGUAUCUGCUGCCUGGUCUGACCCGCAUGGCGUGGUCACUUACACAAAGUCAUGGUAUUGUGCAUCAAAACGAGGUGAUAAUACUAAUGGACAAGACAUCGGUCAAAUUAUCAGCGAAUUGUGGGAUACGUCUAGCUCCUUGCUCAAAUACCUUGGUGAUGAAGAAUCUCGCAGCGCGUGUGGUACUAGUGGAAAGAGGUUCCUCGUUUUAACUCGUGUGAAUAGUAUUUUGCCCGAUGAUGAGUUAGUAUUCUGGAAACGACUCACCUCGAAGUACAAGGAGAUCUCUCUCAUUGUGCUUUCGGCAAAUCGAUUGCCCAAAAUCACAUUCGGAUAUCAGGGUAAAGGUGCAACGAAUGCUCCAAUGGGUGAGCAAAGUCCCGCAAACCCUGACCAAAUGGCUGUCAAUAAAAGCUACAACAUGUGUGGACUUGGUGGUACUGAUCUAAUUAAGGCAUUUCCAAUACCGUACACAAGUUCUCCAGGUACUAAUGAGAUCAACAAUAUUGCCUCACCAAUCAAUUCAAGUACUUUACAUGUUCAUUCCCCGCAUCAGUUUGUGAAUGCCCCCGGAAACUUCUUGAGUCCACAAGAUAGCGGAGUGCAGAGUCAUAAUGGAGAAUCCAAUAUCAUUGAUGAGCACAAUCUCUAUAUCCGAGACAAGAACCUUGAUGUUGUGGGCUUUGUUCCUCAAACUUCACUACCUUGCUCCAAUUCUCCGACGAGGCUAGGAAUGAAAACAGGAUAUUUGAUCAAAGAAAUUGGAGACGAGGAAUCCACUAACUUCAUGACCUUCGAAGUCUCGCUCUUGAGCUGCUCAUCUCAAUGGAAUCUCAACACCAUCAUGAAAAUUUUGCUCAAUCAAUUCAAGAAGCUUAUUCAUCUAAACUACAUCAUUGGAAUUUGCCCACUCACAAAUAAAGAUGAAACUACAAGUUCUGCCCAUAGAACGAAACUCCGCAGCAUGACCCCGUGGCACAUCAAUGCCAUUGGAAAGAGUUUGGAUUACUUGGUUCAUGUUAGCGUGAAUGAUGAUGUCUAA
Molecule: messenger RNA, 6099 nt
Organism: Candidozyma pseudohaemuli
Lineage: Eukaryota; Fungi; Ascomycota; Pichiomycetes; Serinales; Metschnikowiaceae
Exons: 2
Coding region: 1-6099 (2032 amino acids)
Biological process (GO): regulation of transcription by RNA polymerase II
Cellular component (GO): mediator complex
Molecular function (GO): transcription coregulator activity
Source: RefSeq, a predicted model, not a curated record